GAUUCUAUCCAUAAUCACAAAAUUUCAUUCCGUAGAAUUCUUCAGUUACUGGAAACUUUGAAUUUCGUCCACAUGUUACCAUGCACUAUUUAUCCUUCCGCCUUGUUUCUUUCCUGAUAUGUCUAGCUCCUUGGAACGUACUGUCCGCUCCAACCUACCAAUAUCUUCGUGAACCUCAAACCAACGAGGUCUUUGCUUCAAGAGACUACUUUUAUGUUGGUGGUGAAUAUGUCACUACCUCGACUAAUAAUACAUUGUUUGUGAACCAGAUGUAUGUGGAACAUCUCCUCCCAAGUCUAAUUGAACAACCUUAUCCAAUAGUGUUCAUUCAUGGGCAAAGCAUGACUGGUACCAACUGGCUCAACAAACCCGAUGGGUCUCCAGGAUGGGCAACCUAUUUCUUAUCCCACGGCUAUGAAAUAUACAUUCUGGACCAACCUGCGAGAGGUAGAAGUGCGUGGAACCCAAGCGGUAAUACAACAUUGGCAACUUAUACUGCGGAGAGAACAAUGCAGAGGUUCACGGCGACGGAGAGAUAUAACUUGUGGCCUCAAGCGGCGUUGCAUACUCAGUGGCCUGGUCGAAAUAGAACGGCUCAAUAGGGGACCCCAUAUUCGACGCCUUCUAUGCCUCUACCGUUCAAUUUCAAUCCGACACAGUAGUUCAAGAAAUCAACACGCAAAAGGCAGGAGCAGCACUCCUCAAUCGCAUAGGCCCCGCAGUUCUACUGAGUCACUCGCAGGGUGGUCUUAUGCCAUGGGUCAUCGCAGAUAAAGUGCCUGAACUGGUGAAAGCCAUCGUAGCAAUCGAACCGACUGGCCCUCCAUUCCAAGAUGUAGUUUUUCCUCCCACAACCCCGGAAGGUUUCACGAGAAAUUAUGGUAUUACAGAUAUUCCAUUGCAGUAUGAACCAGAAUUUGAGAUUGGAGAGGUAUUAGAGAAAAUUCUAGUUACUAACCAAAAGGCUGGACAUGGCGAGCUAAAAGAAUGCUGGUUGCAAAGGGAGCCAGCGAGACAGCUCAAAAAUUUGAAGGGAAUUAAAGUCCUGGUGGAAUCAGCAGAGGCGAGCUUUCAUAGAGUUUACGACGGAUGUACGGUGGAAUAUCUAAGGCAAGCGGGCGUGGAGGUGCAGUGGAUGAAGCUAGGUGAUGAGAAGGACCACCAAGUGGCUGAAAUACAUGGGAAUGGCCAUAUGCAGUUUAUGGAGAAAAACAGUGAUAUUAUUGCUGGGGUGUUAGAUGACUGGAUAAGAGAAGCUGUUGGAGAUUAUUAGAGGGUAUCGGGAAGUACCAAGUCUACACUCUUCCGGAACAACCUCGGAAUCGAAGGACAUAGAUCAGAAAAGGCAUAUCCCCCGCAGACCGCCAUUGUCAUUGUCUGAUUUCUUCAAGACAAGGAAACCUCCGAAUGCUGGAUACUAUAAUAGUAUCAUUUCUCCCUCAGCUUUAAGAGCUGGUCAAUGUUUACAAUGCAUAUUUCUCACAUUGUGCAAAAAGAGAAUGAGUUUCCUCGUUGCGAGAUUCCAAAUCAAUUGGUUUCCAUAUCUACCCCACCUCCACAUCACUAGUUCUUAAUACGCGAAUCAGAAUCGUGGUGAGAUGAGCUACAUGACAACUAACUUGGCAUCGGCUUAUGUAUGAAUCCAGCGCAACUUUAGUCUUGGUCGAUCGUAUCCAAGUUUUAUUUUUGGCAUCAUCGUUCUGAGAUUUUCGAAGCUGAGGUUGAUCAUGUGCUGAAGUUCUUAUCACCGAAUCUACGGAGAAGCGAGGGACUCUCAAUUCCAAAGAAAUAUGAAGUGUAUGGUGAUAUUUCUUUCCACAAUGUUACUAUCGAGCAAGGUCUCGUAUUUACCUAUCCUGUUUAUUCGAGAGCUGGAUUUUCUAGUGCAUUCGGCCGCUGUAUAGAUACGGAAUUGACUUCUAUGAUUAUCUUGGCUAUUAUGGUCCCCCACAUUUUGGUUCUGUUUAAGGUUGAUUUGUCGUUCAUGGAAAGUUAAUUGAUGGGGUAAUUUCUUGGAAUUGAGAUUGUUGGGUUCAUUGAUGAUGUAUGUGAAGAGUAAUUGAAAAAGAGUUUGAUGAGUGUAUUCAAUCAUUCGCAAUUAGAAUGUGUCAUCUAUCCAGGUAACGCAAUUCGUUCUUUUGGAAACCUAGAGUUAACAGGGAAUAUUUUCAUACUGUUCUUAUCUUGAGGAAUGUUGGGAGAGCA
Molecule: messenger RNA, 2205 nt
Organism: Botrytis cinerea B05.10
Lineage: Eukaryota; Fungi; Ascomycota; Leotiomycetes; Helotiales; Sclerotiniaceae
Exons: 3
Coding region: 81-602 (173 amino acids)
Source: RefSeq, a predicted model, not a curated record